AUGGCUGGUGAAAAGAGAGGCGACCUCGGCAGCGUCCUCGUCAUUGGAGGCAACGGCUUCCUGGGCCACCACAUCGUCAACCAGGCGCUGGAUUCAUGGAACUGCAAAUCCGUGGCCUCGAUCGACUUGCGAUGCACCCGCAACAUCAACGACAAGGCCUCGUACCACGAGUGCGACAUCACCGACGCCGCCAAGCUGACCGAGAUCCUGAACCAGGUCAAGCCUGACGUCGUCAUCCACACGGCCUCUCCCGUGACCAGCGGCGACAACAAGACGGCCCACGAUCUCUUCCGCAAGGUCAACGUUGGCGGCACCAAGGCCGUCAUUGAGGCUUGCCAGAACACCGGCGUCAAGGCCCUCGUGUAUACCAGCUCGGCCAGUGUCAUCAGCGACAACGAGAACGAUCUGUUCAAUGCAGACGAGGGUUACCCCGUUAUUCGAGGUGCCCAACAGAAGGAGUACUACUCCGAGACAAAGGCCGCUGCCGAAGAACUGGUCAUCAAGGCCAACCGCCAAGAGCCCUCUAGACUCCUCACCACGUCCAUCCGUCCCGCUGGCAUCUUCGGCGAGGGCGACGUCCAGACCCUCGCCGGCUUCAUCCGCGCCUACGACAACAAGAAAUCACACAUCCAGCUCGGUGACAACACCAACAUCUUCGACUUUACCUACGUUGGCAACGUCGCCCACGCCCACCUUCUUGCCGCCCGCCUGCUGCUCGCCACCGCCGCCUCGCGUACCAUUCCCCUGAGCCACGAGCGCGUCGACGGCGAAAUCUUCCUCGUCACAAACGACUCACCCAUCUACUUCUGGGACUUUGCGCGCGCCGUCUGGAAGGCCGCCGGCAACGACAAGGGCACCGAGGGCGUCUGGGAGAUCUCCAGGGGCAUGAGCAUCCUCCUCGGCUCUGCCAGCGAAAUCUUCUUUGGGAUCAUUGGCAAGCCGCCUACCUUUACCAGACUCAGGGCUAUGGUGUCGACUAUGACGCGCUACUACAACAUCAACAAAGCCAAGCAGGUGCUGCGGUACGAGCCCCUGUGGACGCUGCAGGAGGGCAUUGACCGGGGUGUGGGCUGGUUCAUGGAGGAGAAGAAGAAGGAUAAAUCCAAGAAGACGCAGUGA
Molecule: messenger RNA, 1119 nt
Organism: Trichoderma aggressivum f. europaeum
Lineage: Eukaryota; Fungi; Ascomycota; Sordariomycetes; Hypocreales; Hypocreaceae
Exons: 2
Coding region: 1-1119 (372 amino acids)
Biological process (GO): steroid biosynthetic process
Molecular function (GO): 3-beta-hydroxy-Delta5-steroid dehydrogenase (NAD+) activity
Source: RefSeq, a predicted model, not a curated record